UUUUUUUUUUUUGUUAAUCUUAUUUGUAAAUAUUUAUCGUAAUGUUGCCUCAAAGGCCUGAUUUACAUCAGCCUAGAGCAACCAAUUUACCUCAAGGACAGCUUGCUGCUCUUUUACAUGGUAAAAUAGAUUAUGAUAACUUGUUUAUUCCUAAUCAAGGAGAAUCAAGUUUAUCAUUAUUUCCUGAAAAUCAUCGUUCAAAUAGUGCACCACCCACUCAACAACAGCAAUUACAGCAACGACAACAAAUGUCUAGACGUACUUAUAAUGUAGACACUAAUGUGGAUCUUGAGCAACUAAAUUAUAAUUAUGAUGUAAAUUGGCAAAUGUGGCAACCUAUAGAAGAUCCUAAUAAAAAUCAAAAGAAUUUUGUAGAAGACUUCAUACGUCAGGAUUACUUUCCUCGUCGUACAACUUCACCUUUGGUUGUGCUCCCUCAACAAGCUAGACAACGUAAUGUUCCUCCUAGUUUUUCGUUUGAUGAUUCCAUGUUAUCUACUGGAGAUCUUGACAUAAUUCAAAAGCAAUAUAAAGAUCAACUUAACGCGCUCGAUUAUUAUGAAAAUAUGGCUAAAUCACAUCACUUACCUUCUAAUAAUGAUCGAACCGCUUCCUCUGUUUCGCGUCAUCCAGUGUUAAAUAAUAAUACUACAGCAAUACCACCUCUAUUGGCUCGUUCCAAUUCAACUCCUCCUGGAAGAAACAUGAUAUAUAAUCAACAAAAUAUGUUACUAAACCAGCAAUUCAGUAGAUUAAAUUUAGGCAAUGAUAUGAUCAUGUCAAAUCCUCAAAGUAGCUCAUCCUUGCUUAUGGGAUAUAAUAAUAAUCCAUCUGAACUUGAUACCAUUUAUGGUAAUAAUUGGAGUCAAGGGGAUAUAGCAGCAUAUCAACAAGCUGCUGCUGCUGCUGCUGCUGCUGCAUUAGGUCAUCCUGGUUCAGAAAACAUAGCAGCAGAUAAAAAAUUACAUGCAUUACAACAACAACAACAACAACAACAUCAGUUACUAUUACAACAGCAACAGCAACAACAAGUACUACUACAGCAACAACAACAACAAAAGGCUUACUCUAGAGGAGUAUCUAGAUCUAAUCAUCAUAUUACCAAUCAUCAUCAUCACCAUCAUCAUCAAGACCUCACCCUUAAUAUGCACAGCCCGCUUCUUGAAGAAUUCCGUGCCUCUAAAUCAACUAAAAAAUAUGAACUGAAAGAUCUUAAGAGUCAUAUUGUCGAAUUUAGUGGCGAUCAAUACGGUUCCCGCUUCAUUCAACAAAAACUGGAAACAGCUUCUAGUGAUGAGAAACGCAUGGUAUUUGAAGAAAUCUUGCCUAAUGCUCUACAACUUAUGACAGAUGUCUUUGGUAACUAUGUCCUUCAGAAAUUUUUUGAACAUGGUAAUCAAAUGCAAAAGACAAUAUUGGCUAAGCAAAUGGAGGGACAUGUGAUAUCACUUUCGUUACAAAUGUACGGCUGUCGUGUAGUUCAAAAGGCGCUUGAGCAUGUCUUAACAGAACAGCAAGCGACGCUGGUUAAAGAAUUAGAUGGAUGUGUCCUCAAGUGUAUCAAGGAUCAGAACGGUAACCACGUGAUUCAAAAAGCGAUUGAAAGAGUACCUGCUCAACAUAUUCAGUUUAUUAUCGAUGCAUUUAGUGGACAAGUGUAUCAUUUAGCAACACAUCCAUAUGGAUGUCGUGUAAUUCAGCGAAUUUUUGAACAUUGUACUGAGGAACAGACUACAUUUAUAUUAAAUGAAUUAUAUUCAUGUGCAGAGCAACUUAUCCAGGAUCAAUAUGGUAAUUAUGUCAUUCAGCAUAUAUUAGAGCGUGGAAGACCUACUGAUAAAUCGAUGGUGAUUGAAAAAGUGCGUGGUAAAGUGCUUCAGUUGAGUAAACAUAAAUUUGCUAGUAAUGUAGUCGAGAAAUGUGUUGAUUUUGGAACAAAAAGUGACCGUCAAUUAUUGAUUGAAGAAGUUCUUCAACUUCGACCUGAUGGUUCAUUACCGUUGGUGUUAAUGAUUAAGGAUCAGUAUGCCAAUUACGUUAUUCAAAAAAUGUUAGAUAUCGUAGACAAUGACCAACGUGAAUUACUCGUAAAUGAAAUCAAGCCUCAUCUUCAAUCCUUAAAGAAGUAUACCUAUGGCAAACAUCUUAUUCAAAAAGUAGAAAAGUUAUUGCCUCUUAUUCAAAACGAACUUGAAACAGAAAAAACGUUAUAAUAGACAUUAGAGACAGCAAGG
This is a messenger RNA of Cokeromyces recurvatus, 2234 nucleotides long. RefSeq names its product armadillo-type protein. Lineage: Eukaryota; Fungi; Mucoromycota; Mucoromycetes; Mucorales; Mucoraceae. Gene Ontology annotation, cellular component: cytoplasm. The transcript has 8 exons. Gene Ontology annotation, biological process: nuclear-transcribed mRNA catabolic process, deadenylation-dependent decay. Bases 42 to 2213 code for a protein of 723 amino acids. The record is from RefSeq and is a predicted model, not a curated record. Gene Ontology annotation, molecular function: mRNA 3'-UTR binding.